Molecule: messenger RNA, 3924 nt
Organism: Phaedon cochleariae (mustard beetle)
Lineage: Eukaryota; Metazoa; Arthropoda; Insecta; Coleoptera; Chrysomelidae
Source: the annotation of a GenBank genome assembly
AUUUCAAUUCUGUAAUAUCAUUAGGCGAUCUUUCGACCCAUAAAAGUCAGCGGUGAAAACAAAAUUGAGUUAUCUUCGGCCUGAAAAAAAAUCGGAGAUACGCCAAUGUUAGGUGACUGGCUGAAUAAGUGACGUCCAAGAUGUAGAAAACCGACCCUAUAAAUAACUUUUUCUCUAAACUUUGCUCUUCGUGCAUCUUUGGGCUAAUUUAGUUUCAGUGUGUAUCUCGAGAAAAACUACGAAACCUUGUUCCUUGUUCGCGUGUUGUGAGUACUUUUUCAUUCUGAACGUGUUUAUUUUCUUCCUAAGGCUGUCUGUUGAAUUUCCAACAUGGGAAACACGAGCAGCUCGCGUUUCGACGAACAGACCGACGACGACGUUUGGUGGCCGAAUUCGGGUCAAGCGGACCCAAAUCCGGUCGAACCGGAGGCCGAUGCCAGCGAACCGAGCCAGCGAGAAUUCCGAGACGAAAUCGACUUCCAAUUGGAAAUGGAGAGGAUCAGAGAGAAACGAAAGAACAUCAUUGGCAAAAAAAGGAAGGAAAUGGAGGAUUUACGUGAAGAAGUGGCCAAGUUGAAGCAGGAAAAUGCGGAACUGAAGAAAAAUAACUUACCAGCAGUUGGAACGCUAGAUGAAGAAACCAAACUGUUGCGCAGACAAAACGCAGAUCUGAGAGACAUCUUGGAAGAAAAAUCUAGACUGCUUUGUGAAAGUGAAACCCUUUUAGAAAAGAAUCGAGAACUUAGGAUAAGUAUUGCAGAAAUGCAAGAACAGAUGCAGCACUUGAAUGCGGAAGUAGUCAAUUUCGAGCAAGAGAGAGAAGAUUAUCGAGCUCACGUAGUCGCCCUGAAGGAUGUCAUUUCGGUCUCGAAACACAUGCUGAAAAUACGUGAAUCCCAGCUCAAAGAACUCAAAGAAAAAGUUGACAGUAUCGAAAAAACUCUGUCGGACCGAGAGACACAAGUUUUAUCUCAAGAGCUGAGAAAUGAAUAUGAAAGACAGCUUGCCAACAUUAGAAAUCUCAGAACACUGUAUGAAGAAAGGCAGAGGAUGGAGAGAAGAGAAAAGGCAGACUUGAUGUCGACGAUGGAAGACGUGAAAAAAGAGCUGGAAGAAGAACAAAAGAAAAACGGAGAACUAGAUACUAGAAUCAUCGAGUUGGAAACAGAAAACUCAACCAAGUACGACACUAUAAAAACCCUGGAAUCCAACCUGGGCCUUUCGAAAGCAGAAUGCCGCCAAUUCAAAUCGGAACUGUCCGUUAUCAACCAGCUCUUCUCCGAAAUUCUGCUAGGCUUCAACAGCUCCCAGGUCAUCGAUCUAGACAAGCUGCAGAAGCACCUGGAAGAUCACCACGACCUGCUGCAAGACAUCGUGGUGAACGAAAUAUCCUCAGAGGUGUCUUACGCUUUGCCCAAAGUGCUUCUGGAUCUGCUGAACCAGGUCAGUGGCGAGAAAAGCAAGCCAAGACACCUAGAAACCAUCCAAGAAGAACAAGGUUUGCACCCAUUGGAGACCUUCAACGAAACCUAUAACCUUUUCUUUGUAGAUUCUGCUUCCUCGAUUCACCAACAGAUGAAUAGUGCAGAGGAAAUAGUAGAGAACCUUCCCAAGGUGUGGCGGGUUCUGAUUGAGCUGCUCAGCCACCAGACUGCCCCGACCAACACCCUAUCGAGCUCCGAGGACAAGGAAAAUCCCUGCUACAAAACUGUGGACACUCCUAAAGGCCCAAGUCCCGUUCUGAGUGUUAGCAGAACGUUCAUCAGACUGAAGGAUCUAAUUCUGGAGAAGAAGUCAUUGGAAAAAGAGACAAACCAUCUCAAGCAGCUGAAUGGCCAUUUGGAGAAUAGGUUGCAGGACCAAGAAAAGAGGCUAGAAUUGGUGCAUUCUGAGCUGUCAAAAACUUGGCUCGUGGUGGGUACCUUGCAGAAACAACAUCAGAUGCUCCACACCCAAGAAAAAAUCCUCCGGUAUGAACUGGCUCAGAAACGGAAGCUGCUGAACGAGCUCAAAGAAGAGCUAGAAGAAAGCAGAGAAAAAUGGGCUCAGGCCAGAGCGAAAAACUCCAAUACGGAACAGCAGUGGAGGCUGCUCAGAACAGAAUUCGCGUCGAGGAAAAACACAGUUCUGAGCGAGGAGUACAACAACAGCGGUGAGAGCGGCUACAGCGAUGACAGAGAAGGUCUCAGCAGCGACGAGGAACCGGGAUACGAGACUGAUAUCUCAGAAUGUGCUCAGAAACUGACGGAAGAAGAAAAAUCCGAUUUAGACAAGCUUCACGAGAAAAUUGAAGAUGGCGCUAGCUUCCUUGAAUCGAGCGAGGCGGAAGGCUCAGGAAUGCAAGCCAGUACAUCGAAAGAUUGUAAUCUGAAAUCACCAAAAGAGGGAAGUAUUCUUCUUGACAACCCAGCUGACGCCAAUGGAGGUGCAGAAAGUACUCAGGAAAUCACAGAAGAAAGUGAAAUUGACUGGCUGCGACCCACAACUUCCACUGAGGCCUCAGAAAUCACAAAUGAAACUUAUGGGAAGCCAUCCAAAGAUACUCAGAAAUCACUGGAGUUUUUAGAAUCCUCAAGUUUGCGUGAUAACAAUCAGGAGAACACGCCCAAGGAUGAUUCUAACUGUACUCAGAAAAUCACUGACGAAAACGAAGAAGCCAAUGAAGAAUCAACCAAGGAAAUAUCUAAUGAAGUUGCAGAAGUUAAAUCCGACCAAGCCAUAUCUCUGCAGGAAGAUGAGAGUGAUGAAUGUGCUCAGAAAAUUGCGAGUGAUUGUAUCGAUAGGUCAGUGUCAAAUCACGAGUCUGUGAGUUUCGAGAAAGAUGGAAGCAAUGAAUGUGCUCAGAAAAUCACGAGUGGUUGUAACGAUAGGUCAGUGUCAAAUCACGAGCCUGUAAGUUUCGAGGAAGAUAAAAGCAAUAAAUGUGAUCAGAAAAUCACGAGUGAUUGUAAGGAAAUGUCAGUUUUGAAUCAAGAGUCUGCAAGUUUCGAGAAAGAUGAAAGCAAUGCAUGUUCUCAGAAAAUCACGAGCGAUUGUAACGAUAGGUCAUUGAGAAAUCACGAGUGUAUAGGUUUAUUGCAGAAUGUUCAGUCUUGUAGUUCAAUAGACUUGAAGACUGAGGAAGUAGAAACUGAUGACAAGGUGAAACAGUCUAGUAUAGCUCCAGAAUAUGCCAAGGAAACACUUGAAGGUCCAUUCCUACAAACAGGCGAUAGCAAUGGAACUGCUCAGAAAAUCACGAGUGUAGAAAAAGAAAAAGCGAACUACGAGUCUGCGAUCUCAGAGAGAGAAAUGAGUGGUGUCAAAACCAAUGAGUCGAGUAUUGCUUCAGAAUGUAUUCAGGGGCCAUCUAACGGAACCCUUUCUCUUCGAAUACCCGGUGAAUGCUCUCAAGAAAUCUCAAGUACUAGGCGAGUUAAAAAUAACGAGUCUGUAGGUUUAAUGAAACAAAUAAAUAGUGUCGACCGAAAUUCUUGCAGUUCAGAAGACCCGAUGAGGACUGAUGAAACAGAAGAACCUACUGCAACAGUAGAAGCAGAUUCUGCCAGUGCAAUACAGGGUGGGCAAAAGUUGACUUUAGAAGAAGUUUUAGCUAGAAGAGACGAGAGGCUAAGGCGAAUGGAAGGUCAAGCUUCGCAGCUGGUUAGCAAAGUGGCAAGCACGGCUAUACGGAGUGUUGCAAUUUCGAAUAGGUUAGACGACCUACACGAAGUUUAUGGACAGAGUGUUGAAAGCAGUGGGGAAAAUAUUGAUAAUGAUGAUGAUAGUUUUCAAACAGAAAAUUCGCAGAAUAAUGAAGGAGUCGACUGAAACAUAGAAAAUAAAUGUUGACGUAAGCAGUAUUUGAAUUUGAAACUAUCUAUUUGGAAUAUUUUUGUACUUCAAUGGUAAUUUUUGUUUUAUUACAUAAAAAUAUAUCGAGAU